Molecule: messenger RNA, 1011 nt
Organism: Tripterygium wilfordii
Lineage: Eukaryota; Viridiplantae; Streptophyta; Magnoliopsida; Celastrales; Celastraceae
Exons: 7
Coding region: 1-1011 (336 amino acids)
Source: RefSeq, a predicted model, not a curated record
AUGAGUCUUGUUUUAGCCAGACCUGUCAUGGAGGGACAAACGAUGAUGAACAAGUCCUCUUUACCAACUAUUGAGAGAGUUGCUAAAGAGUGGUUGAAAGGAAAAAAAGAUGAGUCGGAAAACAAUUCUCAAGUAUCUCAAAUUUGGCUGAAAGAUGGGACAAAAUCUCCAAAGGCUAUCAUUCCUAUACAACCAAACACAGUAGCUGACAGUAUGAAAAAACAACACCACUAUUCUUCUCGUAAGCCUCAAGUGCCUGGCAUUAUUGAGCAAGCAUUAGCUGUUUAUAGCGCACCAGGAGAAAUACUUGGGGCAGGGGCACAAAUAAACGUGUGGAAUCCAGUUGUUGAGGAGCAGGAUGAGUUUAGCCUUGCUCAAAUUUCGAUAAAAAACGGAGAAAACCAAGAAACUAAUAUUAUUGAAGCUGGAUGGCAUGUCCUCCCAUCUCUUUAUGGUGAUACAAAAACAAGACUUUAUAUUUACUGGACUGGAGGUAUGGGAACGGGAUGCUACAAUAAUUUUUGUGACGGAUUCGAACAGAUCGCAGAGGACGUGACUUUGGGAGGUCAACUUCAUUUAUCUGCUUAUGACGGUGAUCAAGUUGAUAUAACUAUAGUUAUACAGAGGGGUACUGGAGCACAUUGGCAUUUGAUGAUUAAUGGAAGACGGAUAGGUUACUGGCUAAGAUUAUACUUCAAUCACUUAAGAUUAAGUGGCAGCCGUGUGGAAUGGGGUGGCAAGGUGUCUAACACAAGGCCCCAAAACAGGCAUACGACAACAUCGAUGGGGAGUGGCCACCUUGCGGAUGAAGGAUUUAGAAAAGCAAGUUAUUUCCACAACCUACAAAUCGAGGAUUUGACUGACGGUGAAUCUUUAAAGCCAGUUCCUUCCCUUAACCUUACGACACUAACUACAAAUACGAAUUGUUACAACAUCGUUUUCCCUAUUCUAAAUUCCCCUAGCAGGGGCUUUUACUAUGGAGGCCCAGGCUUCAAUCCUAAUUGCCCAUGA